Messenger RNA from Colletotrichum destructivum, 5550 nucleotides. RefSeq names its product Putative serine hydroxymethyltransferase, pyridoxal phosphate-dependent transferase, major. Gene Ontology annotation, cellular component: cytoplasm. Gene Ontology annotation, molecular function: serine binding; glycine hydroxymethyltransferase activity; cobalt ion binding. The transcript has 6 exons. Gene Ontology annotation, biological process: folic acid metabolic process; L-serine catabolic process; tetrahydrofolate interconversion. The record is from RefSeq and is a predicted model, not a curated record. NCBI's taxonomy places the organism in Eukaryota, Fungi, Ascomycota, Sordariomycetes, Glomerellales, Glomerellaceae. Bases 147 to 1715 code for a protein of 522 amino acids.
CCUUAUGUACCGCCCUCCCCCGCCACCAGUGAACGCUUGCCGCCACUACAUCAUGGUCUUGUUAUAGCUGGGGUAAUUGGUUCAAGAUAGGUACGCACGUUGCUGUUGUAAGCUCCGUCUCUAAGGUCUCCCGUCACGUCGUCGCCAUGUCUCUUUCGGUAUUCCAAAGCACAACUCGUGCAUUCCGCUCCCUGCCCAAAGGAGCAGCUCUCCCCUACGCAGCUGCAGGUGGCGUGAGGAGGCUGAUCUCGACAAAAAGCUUGGAGGGCCAGCAACAGCUCUUGUCUGCCAAACUCCAACAAGCCGAUCCCGCCGUCUACGACAUCAUUGAGAAGGAGAAAACCAGACAAAAGCACUUCAUCAACCUCAUCCCUUCCGAGAACUUUACUUCACAGGCCGUCCUCGAUGCCUUGGGUAGUGUUAUGCAAAACAAGUACUCCGAGGGUUAUCCCGGCGCGAGAUACUACGGCGGAAACGAGUUCAUCGAUCAGUCAGAGCGUCUCUGCCAGCAGCGAGCUCUCGAAACAUUCGGCCUCGAUGCGAAGCAAUGGGGUGUCAACGUUCAAGCUCUGUCCGGCGCCCCGGCCAACUUGUACGUCUAUUCCGCCUUGAUGGACACUCACGACCGUCUUAUGGGGUUGGACCUCCCUCACGGUGGGCACUUGUCACAUGGCUACCAGACGCCGACCAAGAAGAUAUCUGCCAUUUCAAAGUACUUCGAGACGGUCCCCUACAGACUUGAUGAGGCCACCGGCCAGAUCGACUACAACAAGCUGGAGGAGCUGGCCACGCUCUACAGACCCAAGAUCAUUGUUGCGGGAGCUAGCGCCUACAGCAGGUUGAUCGACUACAAGCGCAUGCGCGAGAUUUGCGACAAGACCAACGCCUACCUCGUCGCCGAUAUGGCCCACAUCUCGGGUCUGGUUGCUGCCAAGGUUAUGCCGGGCCCCUUCGCCUACGCCGAUAUCGUUACCACCACGAGCCACAAGAGCUUGCGAGGACCCCGUGGCGCCAUGAUCUUCUUCCGCAAGGGCGUACGCCGGCAGAACGCCAAGAAGGAGGACGAAAUGUACAACCUCGAAGGACCUAUUAACGCCUCCGUCUUCCCCGGCCACCAGGGAGGCCCCCACAAUCACACCAUCACCGCCUUGGCUGUCGCUCUGAAGCAAGCUCAGGCCCCCGAGUUCCGCGCCUACCAAACGCAGGUCCUCGCUAACGCCAAAGCGCUGUCCCAGAGAUUGGGCGCCCCCAAGGAGAAGGGAGGCUUGGGAUACAGUAUCGUGUCUGGAGGCACCGACAACCACCUUAUCCUGGCGGAUCUGAAGCCCCAGGGCAUCGACGGUAGUCGUGUCGAGCGCGUGCUGGAGCUCGUCGGCGUUGCUGCCAACAAGAACACGGUCCCUGGCGACAAGUCGGCGCUGGUGCCCGGUGGACUGCGCAUCGGUACUCCCGCCAUGACGACAAGGGGUUUCACUGAGGAGGACUUCGGCCGCGUGGCCGACAUCAUUGACCGCGCCGUCACCAUUGCCGUCCGGGUCAACAAGAGCGCCAAGAAGGCGGCCGAGGAAAAAGGAGAGAAGAAGCCCGGCCUGCUGAGACACUACAUGGAGCAUCUCGGUGACGGAGAGAAUGACCCCGAGAUUGUCCAGCUGAGGUCCGAGGUAGCCGACUGGGUGGGUACCUACCCGCUGCCUUGGGAUGUUCACUCUUCUUGAGCGGUGAGGGGAGAGGGCGUACUAUAAGGAAUUGACGGACACGGAACACUCAUCCUUAGGGGUUAUCAAACGAGGGUUUUGGUCCCUCAACGGCGUUUAAAGGGACUUAUACGUUACCAGGCUAUGCGAGAGGGGCUCAUACCUUGAUCAUCUCAGCCUUCUACUGUCAUUUUAUCUUACGAUCACGGAUUCUUUCUACAAGUCCCGUCAUGCAUGUACCAUUGGGGGGAGGGGCCGUUACACAUCUAGGCACCAUCCACCAACAAAACUUGACCAUACUCAACGAAAUGGAAAAACGGGAAAUUUUAUAAAACUGAAUUAGCCCGCUUAGCAUGCUCUUAUGAGGAUUAUGUGGAGCUAGCCAUUGAGUAUUUGUACAUAUGUCGGUAGAUGCUGAUGUAUUGCCGCCUGGGAGGGGGGUCAAGAAUGGCUUGCGACUGGUGACAUAUCAAGUUAAUCCAGCCCUCACAUUACCAAUGUCAACCUCUUCCCACGGGUUGACUUAAUGCGCCCAUCUCAAUCAAAAACAACCACCCUACGCCGACUUGCCAAAAGCUCCAGGGAGUUAUUCAAAGGGUAUCACGAAAAUAGCCCUGUCGCUCGACCAUUUCCCAACCAGGGUUACUUGUCUUCCCCCUUUCCCACAAACCUCCUCUAGACCUCGCAUGUCCCGUCUCACAAUGCCACCAUGACAUAACGACUCUCGAGAUCUAGGUCUGCUUGGCAUCCGUACUCUCGGGCUGCUUCGCGCCAAGAACCUUGAGAGCGGACUCCCUGGCUUUAAUCUUUUCGUAGUACUCCUUCAGCUUUCGGGUCGCAUCCAGCGCCUCGGUAUCAGAUUCCGUUACAAUGGCGUGGAGCACCGGCCAGACGGCAAAGUCCGCCAGCGAGAUGUUCGGCCCCGCGAUCGAGUCCGCCUCGGCAGCGUACCCCUCCCAGAUGGCCAGCUCCCGCUUCAGCGGUUUGAGGUCGCGCGUAUUGUCGCCCCCGUUGCGUUCCAGCCGGCGCCACUUGUCGAGAAGGGAGACGCCUUGCUGGAAACGGGUCAAGACCCGCGCGGUGUCGGGCUUCGAUCUGUCUGCCGCACCAGUAGUCUUGCCCGGGCCAUACGCUGCAUCAAGGUACAGCAUGAUGGCUAGUUCGCCCUGCACCGUCGACUUCGCUACGUCGUUGUCGACGAACCUGAUUGGCAAAGACUCGGGCACGGCGGUGGGACCAUUGGCGCCUGGGUCGCCGUCAUUCAACUGGAAUGACGGCGACAUGCUGCCCUUGGCGUAGGUGACACCAUACUCGGCCAGCAUCAAGGCGAUGCGCAUGUUGACGACGGGGUCAGACGAAACGCAGAGACGGGGAGAGUUGCUCAUGUGGAGCACGUCGAAGCCCUUGCCAUAGUACUUUUCCCAGUCAAACUCGGUCGAGUGGUUCUCUGUGCCAAAGGCUUGGAGCAUACCCACUGCCUCGGGACUCUGCCCGUUGAUAACACGGUGUGCCUCCUGUCUCGUCUUACCGGUGGCGCCCUGGCCCCAGAUCAAGGUGCUAUCUCGAUCCAAGAACGUGCCGAUCUGCCUGAAGGUGAGAGAGAUGCGCCCGCCGGAGAAGGCCAGCUCUGGUUCGGUCUUGUCCCGUUCCGCCCUCUUGUCCUGCCGAAUGGCGUGCAGCCAGCGCAUGUUGGUCACCAGACCCAUGCGGCACAGUGAGUUGUGCGGCAGCUUCGCGCGCGAGGUUUUGCGCUGCUUCGAGUCCUCCGCCAACGGCGAUUCAGUGCUGGACGAGUCCUUUUCUCGCCUCUUGGUCCUGAACACCAUGGUCCGCUCGGCUCCCAGGCUGACGUUGGCGAUGAACGAGCCCUUGACAAUGUCCAGGGUCUUGUCGCUAUGCUCGGAUAUGUAGUCCAUGCCGUCGCGGUAGAACUGGAUCAGGGCGUGAUUCAGCGGGUGGCCGAGUUGUUUCUCGACCUCGGCCUUGAUCUUCCGGACAGUCGGCGAGAAAUCGAAGAGAGGCGGCGACUCGUCGGAUGGGUGUCGGUAGACCGGCACACUCCCAUCCUCUGCCACCUCACCCUGGACAGCCACCAGGCGCGGGACCUCACCGCCCUGGUGUGACAUUCUCUGCCAAAGAACCUCGUCUCUCACCUUCUCAAAGAUGUUCUCGGCCAAGGGGUCAGGGAGGAGGUUGUGAAUGACCGUUGUGUCGCCCUCACAGAGGGGCCCGGUGACCUGCGGGGAGGAUUCCUUCGCAUUGGCUUGGCCGUCCAUGGUCGCCUGCUUUUCAGCCUGCUCAAGCUUGGAGUCUGGUUUCGCCGACUUCGGCUUCGGCUUUGAUACUGUCUCGGGUUCGGGCUUGGUCUCAGCCUCGGCAUCAGGCGUCAGGUCCGGUUCGAGUUCGAGGUCGGAUGCAGACAAUACCUUGAGAGUACGGGUUUCCUUUCGGUGACCCGUCUCUGUUCUAUUGGACGAACCAAACUUCGGAACCGCCUUGCCCGAUUGUUUGCCCGAAGCCCCUUUGCCGGGUGACUCGCUGACGGCUGGAUCAACCUCCAAAGGAUCAGACACGAUAGAUUCAGAAUCGCCCAUAAUGUUGCGGGACCACGAGUUGGACGGGCCACCUCCCGAACUCCCGAGUGAGAGUUUUGACAGCUGCUUCUCGAGUGUCGCUUUGUAUGCAUCAGCCGAGGAAGGCACUUUGCCAUCGCCAGCCUCCGCGACCCUUUUGGGCACGACAGGGGAUAGUGAGGCGGAUGUUGGGGUGGACUCCCGGCCGGUCUUGGGCUGCAAGCUCUCAAUGACGGUCUCGCUGUCUUCGAACUUGCAACCAGUCACGUCGACAAGGCUCCGUGUGGCACUGGUAUGGCGCAUAUCGGAACGGAAACCGCAGCAGUCCUCGAUCAGGGUGAUGGAGUGCCCGAACUUGGCGGCGUCCAUGGCCGUGGCGUACACGCCUAUGUUGGCGAGGGAGCCACAGAUGUAGAGCUCGUGCACAAACUUGACGCGCAGGAUUUGCAGUAACUGGCCUGAGGUGAAGGCCGAGUAAUGCGACUUGACAAGGGUGACGUCCCUCUUACCCAUGACUUCCUUGAUGGCGUCCGGGAAAUCAGCGCCGCGGGUUGCGGGGCGAACGAUGGCAGGGCCGGGCUGGCUUAGAAAGGCUUCGGGGUCGGCAUCCGAAGUCUCUUCGGGCUCCGGCUGCUCGGAUGCGCCUUUAGGCCUCUUCCUCGCACGAGACUUGAGGGCCUGGGGUUUCGGCAGGGCAUCGGUGGCCCAGAUCUGCUCGUCGGCAACGGGACGGAACUUGUCGAACUCGGUGCGUACCCAGAUGACGUCGCCCACCAUGCGGAAGGCCUUGACCAGCUCGACGGUUCUGGCCACAAGGUCUUCGUGGUCGGUGACGGGGAGAACGCCGUCGGCGGACAAGAAGUCGUUCUGGAAAUCGACUACCAGCAGACCCUUGCGGGUGGGCAGCGUGGGAAUGGCGCUCACAUCGAAGGGAAACAUGUCGGUGGAAGUUGAGGCAAAUGGCGACGGAGGGAGAGGUGGUGGGUGACCCAAGUUCUUGGGACUUGCUGGCGUUGCUUAAACUUCAAUAACUCACCUCACUUGGACGACGGCAAGAAAUUAAAUAUGUAACGAGUGAGAUGCAGUCGGAGUAAUUAUACAGUGAGUGAGAAAGCGGGUUGUUUCCAUCAAGUCACCGGGUGUAAAAAGACGGUGAAGAUAUCCAACGGCGCAGGGAGGUUGUUACACGUAUUAAGGAUGUGACCAACAACAAAAGACGAGUGUGUGAUAAUGUAAAGUGUGUGAUAAUGUAUAGUGUGUAUGCAUAUAUGCAGAAGACGAUC